AUUUUUCAUGUUGUAAAAAGCACUUUGGUUGAGUGAUAGUUAACUGUAGUCAAAGACAUCCGAUAUGGAGGAUGCUUCUGGACCCUUGCCACACCAGGAUAAAACAGAUGCACGACGGGAAGAGUAUCACAUGGAUUUUCAGAAUGAAUUAUAUGAGCGGAUGCCUCCCUCCACGGCUCCCAGUGGUGUGGGAGAUGAUUCGGGCCUUGGUGACGGGAGUGAACCUCAUGGCGGACUCAUUGAUGACCUCCUGGGCCCUCAUUUUAGAAGCAGAUUCCGAGAUUCUGGGAUUCACAUACAUAUAGGGACGGUGCAUUAUCAUCGAGAGCCUCCUCCAUUACCGGGGAUGUAUAGAGGACCUGUCUAUCAUGGACUCACCCAGCAACCCCCUCAACCAUGUAGUCCUCUGAGUGGCAACCAAUACGCAUCAUCACCUGCACUUCAUCAGUAUCACCAAAGCAGUUCCAGUCACGUGGGAAAUAUGCAACCACAUCCCUCGCGAUCAGGUGUUUUAGAAAACUUUUCUUUGAGACAACCUAAUACAGUUAUAAAGGGUACAGAAGAUGAGACACACAAAGCUAAAGGAAAAACAGAAGCUUCGACUUCAAACUACAUUUCACUGGCAGAGUGCAAUACAAGCGAUACUGUUAACUCAAUGGAAGGGGGUUUUCACAGCGUCGUACUUGAACCCUCUGAGCAGAUAAUUGAUGGGGUUCCAACUCAUUACGAGGUUAACUUAAAGCUCUCAGAAGACGACCCAGUUAUGUAUACUGGAGAGCUCAAAUGUGUCCCGUCAGUGCCAGACGUACGCCCGCCAACUGCGGCAUUACACCGCCCGCGGUCUACAAUAUAUAUAAACAGUGCAUACAUAAGCCAGAACAAAAAGACAGUGGUUGAAGGCGUACAGGAAGCUGACUAUGUAAACUAUAAUCAACCGUUCACAAAAGCACAGGCAUACAGAAUAGGCAGUGCAGGAGCACCGGGGAGUCCUCCUAUGGGACAAACAUCUAGACCUGUCCCUCCUAUGGAACAGACAUCUACACCUGAGCUAAGGAUGACCACACAAAGUGAGACAGAAGACAAAGCUCCACCUGAGCACAGGUUCAAUCGUGGCUUGUACUCCAGAAGGGAGUCAUCAUCUGAGAAAAUUGGUGGUAGGAUCUGGAGAUCAGCUGCUAACUUAUCAGAGACUGUUCCUGUCGUCAGACCGAGAGAGAGCAGUGCAACAUGUUCAAAGUUUACCUGCAUAUCAGAGGGUUUUCAUCCAGACAUUGAAGACGACAACGAAAAAGCUCAUAUAAAAGAAUGUCUUCACAAUAAAGGAAAGAGCGGAAACUGGGUAGUGUUGACUCUACAGAAUCACCCUGUAAACAGGUUUUGCCUUGAAGUAAAAUACCAGGAUGACGUCCUUUCCUUCCCAGUGAUGCUGACUCGCAAGAGAAAGUACAAAAUAGAUCCCUCCCGUAAGGGUUUCAAGUGUCUAUGCAAAUUGAUUGAUUUUUACAAGAAAAACAAACUUCCAUCGUGCAAUGUUAAUCUCGGAAGUGCUUUCCCUAAGUCCUCAAUCCCACCAACGGAAGCGGAGGCUGACUGCAGUGACGAGGUCUUAAGGCAAUAUGCUGGCAUCAGGUUAUAAAGGCUCCAAAAAUUCUUACACCACUUUCUCCAAAUUUGAAAAUGGUAGAUUCGAAAUGUCAACUUCUGUUCUAGUUUUACUGCAUUUUAUGAGCUUGAAAAUUCAUUAAAAUAUUUUCAUUUUACGAGAACAACAUUUCUCGUUCUAAAAUAAAAACAGAAGACUGGUGUUUUACGUUUCCAAUGUUUUUUUUUCUCUAAAAAUCAAGCUAUUUAAAUCCCAUUGAUAGCUGGGUUUUGGGGGAAAUUUAUAAUUUGCAUAUAUUGGUCUACCCCACUAAAAAUUUAUGUAAAAUACAUGUAUAUGUAAAGAAUUACUUGAUUAUUAUUUUAUACCAUUAAACUUGGAAAAUAUAAAUCUCAUGCAUAGGUAUACCAGCUGUUACUUAUUGCAACACACACUGAGAUGUACCUGUAUAUACAGGUCCUUUGUAUUCUGUGAUAUUCAAACCAAAUAUUGUUAUCCUUGUUUUGUUCU
Saccostrea echinata is the source of this 2113-nucleotide messenger RNA. RefSeq lists its product as uncharacterized. Bases 65 to 1636 code for a protein of 523 amino acids. NCBI's taxonomy places the organism in Eukaryota, Metazoa, Mollusca, Bivalvia, Ostreida, Ostreidae. The record is from RefSeq and is a predicted model, not a curated record. The transcript has 11 exons.